UUGGCGGACUGCCAGACUGCCAUGACUUCUCAAAUGAUGAACCAGUCAAAUUAUGAUAAACCUUAUGGUUUCUUCCUCACAAAAGUGGUUGUAGUUGCUGGAGAUCCCAAGGCAAUAGAAACUCUGACAGGUGCCCUGUUUCAGCGACCUCCCCUCAUUGCUGCUGUCAAACGACAACUGAGAGUCAGAACCAUCUAUGAGAGCAAGCUGGUGGAGUAUGAUCCUGAGAGAAGAUUAGGUAUCUUCUGGGUGAGCUGUGAAGCAGGCACGUAUAUCCGAACACUCUGUGUUCACCUUGGUUUGCUGCUUGGUGUGGGGGGCCAGAUGCAAGAGCUCCGCAGAGUGCGCUCGGGCAUCCUGGGAGAGAAGGACAACAUGGUGACUAUGCACGAUGUACUCGAUGCACAGUGGCAGUACGACAACAACAAGGAUGACAGCUACCUGCGAAGAGUUAUCCUGCCCUUGGAGAAACUGCUCACUUCACACAAGCGGCUAGUCAUGAAAGAUAGUGCGGUUAAUGCCAUCUGCUAUGGAGCCAAGAUCAUGCUCCCUGGUGUCCUGAGGUAUGAGGAUGGUAUUGAGCUUAACCAGGAGAUUGUUGUCAUCACCACGAAAGGAGAAGCUAUCUGCCUAGCCAUUGCCUUGAUGACCACAGCAGUCAUUUCUACCUGCGACCAUGGCAUUGUGGCAAAGAUUAAGAGGGUGAUCAUGGAGAGAGACACAUAUCCCCGCAAAUGGGGUCUUGGUCCCAAGGCCAGUCAAAAGAAGAUGAUGAUCCAGAAGGGUCUGCUGGACAAGCAUGGAAAGCCCAAUGAGAGCACACCGGAUUCCUGGAAGAAGGAGUAUGUGGAUUACAGGGAUGCUUCCAAGAAAGAGGCAGCUGCUGUUCCCCGUGCUGUUUCAGAGCUGGAGAGGGCUCCAAAAAGGAAGCGAGAAUUGGAGAGUGAAAGUGAGGAGACCCCACCAUCCCCUGCCACCCAACCACCAGAGGAUCUGAGCAAAAAGGAAAAGAAAAAGAAGAAGAAAGAGAAGGCAGCCAAAGAGGCAGCUGAGAGUGGGGGAGAGCAAAUAGAAGUGCCCAGUGAGACCAGCACCAAGAAGAAGAAGAAGAAGAAGAAACAAAAGGAGGUAGAAGAGAGCUCGGAGUAA
This is a messenger RNA of Leptosomus discolor (cuckoo roller), 1149 nucleotides long. The record is from RefSeq and is a predicted model, not a curated record. NCBI's taxonomy places the organism in Eukaryota, Metazoa, Chordata, Aves, Leptosomiformes, Leptosomidae.